UAGAGGUCUGUGGAGGGCGAGUGCUUUUCUGUUCUCAGUAUUUUUUUUUAAUACAGAUUUAUAAUAGAUUUUCAUGGAGAAUUUUUUUUAAUGGAAUACAGCAAUCUAUUUGACAACUACCCUCAGAUGUAUUGACAGCUUCCUUUAAACUAUCCAGUUCCUCAUCUGUUGUUUUUUCAUUUUGUAUACUGCAAGUUCCCAAGCAACUCGAAUUUUGCAAACACAGCUGUGGAUACACUAUUUACUUUUACAGUCGUUACCUGGGAAUCUAGGUCUGUUUUUUAUUUUCCCCACCUCUCCACUUAUUAAUCAUAUAUAACUAGCAACAUUUAUGGUUAAAUUUUGAUUUACAAGUUCCUAAGUCUGGCCGAUGGUUUGUAACCUCUAGUUUGAAGCAAGAGAAGAAUGAGUAGUCAGGAACUGGUCACUCUGAACGUGGGAGGGAAGAUAUUCACAACAAAGUGUUCUACGAUAAAGCAGUUUCCUGCCUCUCGGUUGACACGAAUGUUAGAUGGAAGAGACCAAGAAUUCAAGAUGGUUGGUGGCCAGAUUUUUGUGGACAGAGAUGGCCAAUUAUUUAGUUUCAUCUUAGAUUUUUUGAGAACUCAACAGCUUUUAUUACCCACUGACUUCUCUGACUAUCUUAGGCUUCAGAGAGAGGCUCUUUUCUAUGAACUUGAUCCUCUGGUUGAUCUCUUAAACCAAGAAUACCAGUUACAGCCAAGACCCGCUCUUGUGGAGGUGCAUUUCCUAAGCCGAAACACUCAAGCUUUUUUCAGGGUGUUUGGCUCUUGCAGCAAAACAAUUGAGAUGCUAACUGGGAGGAUUACAGUGUUUAUUGAGCAACCUUCUGCAACUGCCUGGAGUAGUAGCUCUUUCCCUCCUCAGACGAUCUUACUUCCACUGCCUCCACAAAGACCUUCCUACCAUGACCUGGUUUUCCAGUGUGGCUCUGACAGCACUACUGACAACCAAACUGGACUCAGGUAUAUUUCUAUAAAACCUGACAACCGAAAAUUGGCCAACGGAACUAAUGUCCUCGGUUUACUGAUUGACACUUUAUUAAUGGAAGGCUUCCACCUCGUCAGCACUAGAACAGUAUCCCCUGAAGACAAAACCGAAUGCUAUAGCUUUGAAAGGAUGCAAAAGCCUGAAGCUCUCGCCAUGAACAAAACAGUGAAACCAGAGGCUACCAUCAUGCCAGAGCAAUCUCAGAAAAAGAAAUGAGAUUUUUGUAUUCUCUUUUAAAGAGAAAUUGCCAUUUUCUCAUAUGGAGAUUCCAUAUUUAGGUUAAACAUGUUCAUUGGACAUGUACUCUGCCUAACUUUUUGGCCUUGUCCCCCACCGUGCCAUCUGGGGCAGCUACACCUCAGCAAUGUGUACGCCACACUGACUGCUUGCUGCUUUCUGCACAACGCCAUGCACCUGGCGCCUUGGCACAUACUCCCCUGACUGCCAAGCUUCUUGCCCUUUCUCUUCUUCUUGAACAGUUACAUUCUUUCAAAAAUGGGCUCGGGAUUCACACUGCUUGAUUUCUAUUCCCAACUUCAUCACUGAUGAGCUAUACGACUUGGGCAAAUCAUUUAACCUAUUUGUGCCUCAACUUCUUCAUCUAUCAAAUGGGGAUAAUAAGUAUAUCUCCCUUGUAAGAUACAUGAGGAUUAAAGGAUAAUGUUCUCAACACAUUUCUUGGCACAUGGUAGGCACCCAGUAACUAUUAGUAGUGAUGAUGGUGAUGCUAAAGAUGAUGAAGAUGGGUUGCCCACUUUCAAUCACACCUCUUCUGUGAGACCUUGUUUUCCUCCUUCUCCAGGAUAUUAAUCAGCCCUUUCCUCUGCAGACUUAUAUGCCAUCAUAAAAACGAAUUUUUCUCACUUGAAUGUGAGCUCGAUCCACUCAAUAGUGCUAAACACUUAGUGAGAGGAAUAGUAUGUUUGUUACUAAUUAGCAGCUACAUUUGGUGAAAAACUUUUGAAUAACCUCUACUAACACUUAAAAUACACAUAUAAUUUGUUAAGAGCUCGCUCAAGAGUUUGAGCUCUGAGCAACAGUGGUUCGAUUCCUGGCCC
Molecule: messenger RNA, 2069 nt
Organism: Hipposideros armiger (great roundleaf bat)
Lineage: Eukaryota; Metazoa; Chordata; Mammalia; Chiroptera; Hipposideridae
Gene: KCNRG
Product: potassium channel regulator
Exons: 2
Coding region: 406-1227 (273 amino acids)
Biological process (GO): protein homooligomerization; negative regulation of delayed rectifier potassium channel activity
Cellular component (GO): endoplasmic reticulum
Molecular function (GO): protein binding
Source: RefSeq, a predicted model, not a curated record